Metarhizium acridum CQMa 102 is the source of this 312-nucleotide messenger RNA. RefSeq lists its product as uncharacterized. The record is from RefSeq and is a predicted model, not a curated record. Gene Ontology annotation, cellular component: extracellular region. NCBI's taxonomy places the organism in Eukaryota, Fungi, Ascomycota, Sordariomycetes, Hypocreales, Clavicipitaceae.
AUGCAGUUCCUCGCUGUUGCCGCUCUCCUUGCGGGUGCUGCCAUUGCUGUUCCCACUUCCAACACCGGCGGCAGUCCCAUUUGUCCCUCUGGUCUUUACAGCAAUCCCCAGUGCUGCUCGACUCUUGUUCUCGGUGUUAUCGGCCUUGACUGCGCUUCCCCUACCGAGACCCCUAAUGAUGGCCGAAACUUCCGGGAUAUCUGCGCAAAGUCCGGACAAAAAGCUGCCUGCUGCGUCCUACCUGUUGUACGUUUGGAACUCGGCCCAGUGAGCCUAUUCAAAACCAUGGCUUCAGUACUGACACCACCAUAA